CACGUUCUCCUGCGUUUUACCCUGUGCCUCAGGAAUCCCUGUGGACGGACUGGAUUGAGGGGUAGAGGACUCCUGGGAAGAUGGGGCCCUAAUCAUGCAGCAGACCCUAUUGUGACAAGGUGGAAGAGGGAGGCUGGAAAACCAAUAAUUCACAGUGACUGUGGAAAGCCUGUCCUGCAGUUUGUAGCAAUAUGUAGAAGAGACAAUAAGGAAUGGGCCAUUCCUGGGGGAAUGAUUGAUCCCGGUGAGAGAGUGUCAGUCACUCUCAAAAGAGAAUUUGGAGAAGAAGCAUUGAACUCCCUAGAGUUACCAGAAGCCGAGAGAAAACAAACUAAAGCAUUAAUCGACUCCCUCUUUCAAACCGGAGAAUUGGUCUACAAAGGAUAUGUGGAUGAUCCCCGGAACACUGAUAAUGCUUGGAUUGAGACAGUGGCUAUGAAUUUCCAUGAUGAGACAGGCAACAGUGUGGGAAAGCUGAACCUUCAGGCAGGUGACGACGCAGGGGCUGUCAAGUGGAUGGACAUCGACAAACGACAGAGACUGUACGCCAACCACACCGAGAUGCUCCACCAGGUUGCAAAGAUGAGGGAUGCUCAUUGGUAACAGACCAGCUCGGAGCCUUUCCUAUCCCAAGGUGGUGGCGUUGUCCUGUGUCACACAGUACCGUCUUGGACAAUAUGAGCUGGAAAUUAAAGGAAGGUUCAAAAUGGAGCUGAGCGACUUGAGUAUGUGCCAGAAAUGGAAUGUGAAUUUGAAUUUACAAUGUGAAGAUGUCUCUGUACCAACAUGGACUGAGGAAAGAGUCUCUCCAUGCUAGCAUUGUGCUGCACCCCAAUCAUGUUGCCGCAGACUGUCAAAAAAUAGUGAUUUUAAACACUGCUCCCCCAACCCAACCAACUCGUGUGUGUUGCACUCUACAGUAUACUGGCCGAGGAGGCAGCCAUAGACCUUGCUGUUGCCUAGACACAUGUUUAAGAGCUUCCGUGGGUGAGCUGAUUUUUUUUUUUUCCCCCCCACUUUACAACAUUUAAACAGUUUGGGUUUACCAAAACUGGGAGGAAAUUCUACAUCGCAGUUAUUUUAUGGUGCCUGGCAUCUGCUUGGCAAUGUGUCGCCAACACUGCUUUUGACAUACUCCUGAAGAAUUCAUCACUUCCCAAUUCCACCCCCCCCCCUUCAGUGGAACAGUCUCUUUUCCCCAUCUGUGAUAAUUUAAGUAAUAAAUAAACAAAAGUGUUGUAAGAAAAUGAAUUUCUCUAAUGCCUACAUGAUUUCCACACCCCUCCAAAGCCAUUCAUUACAAUGUCCUGAGGUAAAUCUUUAAUUCCUGUUGACCCCAGGAUUUGCCUGGAGGGGUGACGAGUUGGGCUCAGUGCCUCCCACAGUGUGAAUACUGUACCCACUACAUAGAUGGAAACUUUGGGCACUGUGAGCCUGCUGUGACCUACAAGCUUUGAGGAGCUGAGCCUGCCUUUAAUAUUGAUCAUCUGCACAGAAUCAUGCCCCAUAGACUGAAUCUCCCACUGAUAUUCCGGCUGUGUGCUGCAUGUCUGAAAUAUCUACUCCUACCCCCUGCUUGUGAAUUCCUCUUUCCAUUUCUCAGAUUCCAUAUUGUAACUGGGUUAUGUAUUAAAUGACAGUUAAAUAUU
Molecule: messenger RNA, 1649 nt
Organism: Rhincodon typus (whale shark)
Lineage: Eukaryota; Metazoa; Chordata; Chondrichthyes; Orectolobiformes; Rhincodontidae
Product: ADP-ribose pyrophosphatase, mitochondrial-like
Exons: 6
Molecular function (GO): ADP-ribose diphosphatase activity
Source: RefSeq, a predicted model, not a curated record